Molecule: messenger RNA, 978 nt
Organism: Caenorhabditis remanei
Lineage: Eukaryota; Metazoa; Nematoda; Chromadorea; Rhabditida; Rhabditidae
Exons: 2
Coding region: 1-978 (325 amino acids)
Molecular function (GO): protein binding
Source: RefSeq, a predicted model, not a curated record
AUGACGACUCCGUUUCCUCUCUUACGCCUUCCAUGGCUUGCACUGAUUCAAGUUUUUCAAGAAAUGGAACCUAUUGAAAUAAUUGCCGUCUCGCUUCUUUCCAAAAGAGCCAAUAACCUCUCAAAAAGCCUUCGCAAAAUAUCUCCUCGUUACAUUUAUCUAAAAGUAAAUAGCGAUCACCUUGACAUUAGUCUUUGUUUUGCAACGUGGUACAACGUGGAACUGAGCCUAUAUUUCUACAAAGAGAACGCACCGGAUUUGGCCGAUGCGAGGCUUCGAAACAGAGCUUUUACUAACGAAAACACCGGGUUGUCAGCAUCUCAAUGGUUGGAGCGGGUUCUAGAUGUGACGAACUAUGAAUCGCUGACGAAAAUUAGUGUCGAAGGAACUCCACAGUUUGAUGUAUGCGAUGCUUUUGCUAUUUUGACUCAGCUUCCAAGUUUAUUGAUUGAAGAGAGCUGUGGUGACAGAUUAGCAAAGAAAACUCUGGAAAUCCUCUCGCCAGUUACUGCGAAAGUUGAAUUGUUCAAAAUUCCAUAUGAGAACAGGACAGAGUUUCAGACAUUUCUGAAGACUAAUUUGAACUAUUUGUUCAUUAACACUCACCAGUUCUCGAGAUUCACUCUUGAUGACCUUCUAGUCACAAAUGCACUCAAGGUGGAAUUGUUAAGAGUCACAUUGAGACUUAGAGAUUUGAACCAAUUUCUUACAAAUUGGUUUCACAGUAAACACAACUCUCGACUAGAACAUCUGAAAUUUCGCAUAUUUGAAAGUUUCGAUGAAACGUGCCUUCCGGAAAUACUGAACGCUUUUCCAAGAGAUCAAGAAAGAACGUUCCGUUAUUCAAAACAGCUAGACACUUCUUUGAAAACGUUUUCUGGUGGAUAUGAUAUCGAAAGAGCAGAUGGGAAGAAAGCCACAAUCACAUUUGAAAACAAGUUUGACAUGAUGUUCACCGACUUCUACAUUUGGCCGUGA